Molecule: messenger RNA, 381 nt
Organism: Staurois parvus
Lineage: Eukaryota; Metazoa; Chordata; Amphibia; Anura; Ranidae
Source: the annotation of a GenBank genome assembly
GCAUUUCCAUGUUGUGUGUACUGUGCGAGACCAGAUAUAGUGAAUGCAGGGUCCUGGGAGACCAGAUAUAGUGCAUGCAGGGAGACCAGAUAUAGUGAAUGCAGGGUCCGAGCGGAUAUAGUGAAUGCAGGGUCCGGGGAGAGCGGAUAUAGUGAAUGCAGGGUCCGGGGAGAGCGGAUAUAGUGAAUGCAGGGUCCGGGGAGAGCGGACAUAGUGAAUGCGGGGUCCGGGGAGAGCGGACAUAGUGAAUGCGGGGUCCGGGGAGAGCGGAUAUAGUGAAUGCGGGGUCCGGGGAGACCGGAUAUAGUGAAUGCAGGGUCCGGGGAGAGCGGAUAUAGUGAAUGCAGAGUCCAGAUAUAGUGAAUGCAGGGUCCGGGGAGA